Molecule: messenger RNA, 721 nt
Organism: Capsella rubella
Lineage: Eukaryota; Viridiplantae; Streptophyta; Magnoliopsida; Brassicales; Brassicaceae
Product: nudC domain-containing protein 2
Exons: 5
Coding region: 84-560 (158 amino acids)
Biological process (GO): protein folding
Cellular component (GO): cytoplasm
Source: RefSeq, a predicted model, not a curated record
UACAAUAAUAAAAAAAUUCCUUCUUAAAUCGCCCUACGGUGAUCGAUUUCGCCGGCAACGGAAAAAGAAACCCCUAAAUAGAUAUGGCGGAGAAGCUUGCACCAGAGAAGCGGCACGAUUUCAUUCACAACGGGCAAAAGGUGUUUGAGUGGGAUCAAAGCUUAGAAGAAGUGAACAUGUACAUCACUUUGCCACCCAAUGUUCCUCCAAAGGCUUUCCACUGCAAAAUCGAGUCCAAACAUAUCGAAGUUGGCAUCAAAGGGAACCCUCCUUAUCUCAAUCAUGAUCUAAGUGCCCCCGUCAAGACGGAUUGCUCGUUCUGGACCCUAGAGGAUGAUAUAAUGCACAUUACUUUGCAGAAGAGGGAGAAAGGGCAGACAUGGGCAUCGCCGAUUUUGGGACAGGGUCAGUUGGAUCCUUAUGCCACUGAUCUUGAGCAGAAGCGGCUCAUGCUACAGAGGUUUCAAGAAGAGAACCCAGGAUUCGACUUUUCGCAAGCUCAGUUCACUGGAAAUUGUCCAGAUCCGAGGAGCUUCAUGGGGGGUAUUCGUUCUGACUAAGCGUAGUCCCACUCUUGUUUCUACAGUAUCCAUCCAUUAUAAACUCGAAAGUCACUUCGACUUAACAAAAUGUCUCAUGGCUCAUAAAUAACCAACCUGACUCGCUUCUGUAUAACUCGUAAUUGCAAUCAUAUAAUUCGUUCUUCGUGUCUGUUUAGUUA